This is a messenger RNA of Paramacrobiotus metropolitanus, 2113 nucleotides long. RefSeq lists its product as uncharacterized. Gene Ontology annotation, biological process: error-free translesion synthesis. NCBI's taxonomy places the organism in Eukaryota, Metazoa, Tardigrada, Eutardigrada, Parachela, Macrobiotidae. The record is from RefSeq and is a predicted model, not a curated record. Gene Ontology annotation, molecular function: DNA binding. Bases 263 to 2065 code for a protein of 600 amino acids. Gene Ontology annotation, cellular component: mitochondrial nucleoid; nucleus. The transcript has 5 exons.
CGUUUCAAAAAGCAGCAAAAACAUUUAUUGUGAACCUGGAAAACAAAACAUUACAAUUUUCGUAGUUUUCUUUCUUAGGCACUUACAGACAUUCUGAGUAACUUCCUUUUUUGUGGGGCUUUUACGACGUGACUUGGAGUGAUUUUCAGUGGCUGUAUCCGUUGAAAUGGUCCGGACUCCGCACACUGCCCGUAGUGAAACGUUAGAAAUUUUGCUUGUAUGAGUUGUAUCCGAGGUGUAAGCACUAAGCACCGAACCGACUAUGUGCUGCAGAACAUUUCUUCCGUUAUUGCGGAUUGUUUAUGAGUCCGCUUCUUCCCGGGAUACGCAAUGCGUUCGUCUUUCUUUGUGUACUUCGCUGCCUCGCAGAACAUAUGCAUCAGCCGUGCGCCUAGCCGAAGUUGGGAAGUUCGAAGAACCUAAGGAGCAGAACCUGAAAUACCCCACGGGACAGUUGUUCUUACAUCGGAUAUUUGGAUACAGAGGUGUGGUAUUAUUCCCGUGGCUGGCCAGAGUUUUCGACAGGGAUCUCGCAGGAAGGAAAGAAGGCAUCAAGAUCGAUCCUGCUCAGAACGAAGGCGCUGCCUUCAACAAUAUCGGGACGGGUCGUGAUGUGAAGGGCCGAGCUGUGCCAUAUUAUCAAGUUUUGAUUGACGCGCGGGAUUGCCCGCACAUUCGAGCUCAGUCGGAGACGGUGACGUUUCUUGGACAUCAGGAAAGCAGUAGAUCUCUGUACUCUAUUCCUGGAUACCCUUCCCCGCUGUCGAUCCCUGUGCGUCGCCUGCACGCUACUCCGCAGACCCGCUCCGCCGGGCAGCACCGUGAGCGCGUGGCUGUUGCAGGCGUUUGGAAGCCACGCACUUUCUCGAAGCCCCUCUUCAGUUAUAACGCAGCCAACCGACUUUAUUGGAUUCCUGACGAAAUAUAUAACAUUUCGGGCCUGCAUAUCGACAACCUGGAUGAUCUUCCAGAGACAGAGGGAAUGUUUGUUAACGAUACAGACACAUUUCAAGCCGUCGUUGACCGGAUCCUUAGCUGGCCAAAAAGGAAAAUUCUCUUGGCUGAUUCCCCGGGAGUCGGCAAAUCGUCCGCCGCUCUCAUCACUGCGCUAAAAAUGAUUCCGGAUUGUGAUGUCAGCUGGUUCCACUUUCCUAUCAGUGAUGACGUAUGUGGAUUCAAAUUUAAAAAGGGUCAACCGAAGCAGACUGAAAUCGUCUCUGUCCCAAAGAAAGAUUUUAAUUCGUUUCUCCGAUGUCAGAACUGGGCGGACGCGCAGCUUCUCAUCGUUGAUGGAUUAACGGACAAAGAGCAGGAUCUCAGCUCGAUAAUGAAUUAUUUGGGAAAUUUUGUUCGCCGGAGCGUCCGUAGCCGAUGCAUUGUCGCUUCCUCACUAGCGGCUUCAAAGGUUUUCACUCGUGCUAAAUUUUACCAUGUCCCAGUUUGUGCGCCGGAUUUGGAUGAUUACAACACUGCUAUUACGAAGUCGGAUUUUUUGGCUUCCGUUUGGAAUACAUUAGCCGAUGACUAUCACUGCCCCGCUGGAGACGGUGGUAUGCAGCGCAUACAUGAAUAUUACAAAGAGAUAUUUGACGAGGAGAAAUUUCCGCUGAGUGAAAUGAGCAAAGAUGGACGACUAAUAAUGAGUGAAUCUAAUGCGCGGCGUUUGGUAGCCAAGAAAUGGCGAUUUGCUGGCCAUUCCUGGCGCUACAUGUUUUAUACCACAGUGGAUAAUAUCAAAGCGGACAUAAUGGAUGCUAUAGAUGCCAUCGGCCCGAUGGAAGAGCUGUACCAAUACUUAAUACAUGGACGUGGGCCGAAAAAUGACGAUACCAAGAACCGGUUGGUUUUCAAAUGCAGCGCCGGACAAACACUGGUGAGUCCAUAUGCCGCUGAAAUGCUGGUACUCUGCAGUGAGCGAUCGCCGGCCGUACUUCAGCGUUUGCAGCCAUUUCUGGCUCAUCUGUUUGGGAGAGGAACCGAGGGGAAGUGUUUCGAACUGAAAUUUUUUCAACGAUUCAGAGUAAAAAACUCUUACUCAGAGACGGGAACGGAAAGCCUGUGCUGAAGGAUGAUUUAGAAGGACAGCUGUUCGAGGCAGACUGCGCGAUGUUUG